This is a messenger RNA of Drosophila yakuba, 4590 nucleotides long. RefSeq lists its product as uncharacterized. The record is from RefSeq and is a predicted model, not a curated record. Bases 1188 to 2123 code for a protein of 311 amino acids. Gene Ontology annotation, biological process: proteolysis. Gene Ontology annotation, molecular function: nucleic acid binding; aspartic-type endopeptidase activity; zinc ion binding. The transcript is spliced from 2 exons. NCBI's taxonomy places the organism in Eukaryota, Metazoa, Arthropoda, Insecta, Diptera, Drosophilidae.
UACAUUGAUUUUCAACACGCUGUCACACUAUUGACAGCAAUUGGCACGACAUCGGAACAUCGGACAGGCAACGCCGGUCGCCAAUAUCGAUAGCUCGAUAGCGCAAUUAGCGAUGGGACAACAUCGAUAGGAAUAUAAAGUGGCAACUCCGGUCGCCAACAUCGAUAACUCGAUCAUGGUGGGUAUCGGUAGAGUUGCCAGGGAUGAGAAGCGAUGAGAAGGCGGGAAAUUUAAAUGCGGAGCUGGUGACCAGAAGCCGGCGGCAACAAAUACAGAAAGCUGGAGAAGGGCGCGAGGAUCGAGAUGCCGAGUCGAGAUGUCGAACGACAGGGUCUACUAGGCUGAGGCUGUCGGGCUGAGAUCAAGGAGGCGCAGGUCGACGUAAGGAGUAAGGAACGACACAGUUCGAGGAUCAAGAUGCCACGUCGAGAUGCUGAAAGACAGGGUCGAAUAGGCUGAGACAUAAAGGCUGCGAUCAGGAAGGCGCAAGGAUGUUCAAGAUCCCAAGUCAGUGUUCGCCUAUUGCAUAAGUUUGUUUUCGAAUGCGACGGCGAUCGAGAUAACCGAAAGCGAUUGCGAUUUGAUGCUACAUAUUUUCCGAAAUUUGCGCAAUGGAAAUUUGCUUAAGGACGCUGAUAAAGAGGACGACGAAGACGACGAAAUUGACGAAGAUGAAGUUGAAAAGAACGAGAAUGUCGAGCCGUCGAAAAGUUCGAGCGAUGAAGAAGAAGAGUUUCGAUCAGUGCAAAGCAAAACACGCAAACAAACGAAUGUGAGAACACCAUGGAGAAUUCUACAGUGGCGUCCGAAAAUAACGAUUGCGCUCCUACCAAAGGUUUCGGCAUGAGUGCGGCAAGAUUUUCAGUUAACUUUCGAGAUAUUGAAGACUCAAUCAGACCAUUUAGUGGAGACGAAAACCUUCCAGUUGAAGUUUUGGUUGACGAUUUUGAAGAAAUGGCUUCUAUUAUGUAUUGGGAUGACCUGCAAAAAUUCAUUUUCGCGAAAAGGUCUCUCAAGGGUCUCGCUAAAAUGUACAUAAUGAGUGAACGUGGUAUUAAGUGUUGGCAAAUGUUGAAGAAAGCCUUGAUCGAAGAUCUCAAAGCCGAAGUGAAUGGUGCUCAGAUACACAAAUUGUUGGCCGAAAGAAAAAUGAAAAAUAUAAGAACGUUUAAGAAUAUCUGCUAAAAAUGAAAGAAGUUGCUUCUCGUGGCAGUGUAGACAAUAGUGCACUUAUGCAAUACGUGAUCGAUGGCAUUAAUGAUUUGAGUGUGAACAAAUCUAUAUUGUACAAUGCUAAGGAAAUGAAAGAGCUCAAAGAAAAAUUGAAGUGGUACGAGAAAAUACGUUCGAAAUGCGGAAAAUCUAAAAAUUAUGAUGAGAAGUUUAAGCAUCCGAUUCCUAAAGACGCUGGUGCUCAGAAAGACUCAGUCAUGCAAAAAAAGUUACAUUGCUACAAUUGUGGUGAGGUGGGACAUACCUCUAAUCAGUGUGCUAAUCGGAGUAAUGGUCGGAAAUCUUUCAACUGUAAUAAUUUUGGACAUAUAUCAAAAGACUGUCCUGAAAGCAAAAAAGAAACGGUUGCAAAUCCGAGCAAUACGCGUAAAGUUUCCGAGGAUAAAUUGUCGAUGCUUAAAGAAAUUUAUAUGAAGCAGAAGAAGUUUAAAGCACUACUCGACACUGGCAGCAAAUACAACAUCAUAAGUGAAACAACGUACUUAAAAUUGAAUAAGCCAAAACUGAGCGCUGCAAACAUAUUUCUCGCUGGUUUCGGAAAUAAUAACAAAGUGAAACCAUUCGGUUCAUUUAAAGAAGAAUUCGAGGAUGACAGUCAAAAAUUUCAAGAAAACUUUUUGGUGGUUUCAUCAGACUUUUUGGACGUAGACGUUGUGUUGGUCGCAGAAUUUUGUAACAACGCUAAAACUCAAAUUAAUCAUGACUCUCAAACCGAAAGAAGUUCGCUUUUGAAGAUAACCGUUGAAAGUGCCAAAAAAUUUAAGACGAAGACGAAAACAACCAAUGUCGAGAUGCGUAUCAUUUUUAAAGACGACACUCCUGUGCAUUCGUGUCCGCGUAGAAUGGCAUUUUCCGAGAAAUGCAUAAUCGACGAUCAAAUCGAACAAUAGCUGAAAGACGGAGUAAUCGAGCAGUCCGAGUCUGAGUCCAGCAGUCCGAUCGUAUUAGUAAAGAAACGAGACGACUUUGCAUCGAUUAUAAAAGGAUUAAUAAGGUAAAAGUAAGAGAUCUUUUUCCUCUUCCCCAGAUUGAAGAUCAACUGGACCGUCUGCAAAACGCUCAAAUAUUCAGCACUCUUGAUCUCAAAAACGGAUUAUUUCACGUCAACGUCAAUACAGAAAGCCGCAAGUUCACGUCGUUUGUAACUCACAAUGGCCAGUACCAGUUCCGGAAAGUCCCUUUUGGUCUCACAAAUUCUCCAGGCGUAUUUCAAAGGCACGUAAACGCAAUCUUUCGUGAUGUGACGCGUUCUGGUAUUGCGAUUCCAUAUGUCGACGACAUCAUAGUUCCAGCUAAAGACGAACGUGAAGCAGUAUCCAAUCUCAAGAUAGUCAUUAAGCGCUGCGAAGAGUAUGGCUUGGUGAUCAAUCUAAAAAAAUGUUGUUUCUUGAAGAAGAAAAUCGAGUUUCUAGGCCAUGUAAUAGAGAAUCAGAAGAUCAGUAUCUCAGACGAAAAGACGAAAUCUGUAACGAAGUUUCCUACUCCGACAAACCACAAGCAACUGCAAAGCUUCCUGGGUCUGGUUGGAUUAUUUCGAAAGUUUAUAUUGAACUUUUCAAUCAUCGCCAAGCCGUUGAAAGAUCUGAUGAAACACGACGCCAAGUUUUGCUUUACUGAUAGAGAGAUUGCCGCUUUUAACAUGCUUAAGACUUUGAUUACCCAGAAGCCAGUACUCAAGAUUUUUCAUCCGCAGCACGAAACGGAACUACACACAGAUGCAUUGAUUAACGGUUUCGAAGCAGUUCUUCUCCAGAAGUCACCUGAGGAUAACCAGAUUCACCAUGUUUACUAUAUGAGUAAAAAGACGACGGUUGGAGAUUCUGGCAGUAGUUGAAGCUUUUCGUAAGUUUAGAGUCUAUCUUUUGGGUAUGCACUUUAAGCUGAGAAGCGACUGCAACGCCUUUGCGAAAACGAUGGAAAAAAGGGAAGUCUGCUCCAGAGUCGCACGUUGGAUUCUCGAACUUCAAGAGUUUGACUUUGACGUCGAUGCUGAUGCUUUAAGCCGAUAUCCUGUAAUGGUGAUCUGACGAAAGCUUGCAUAUUAAAUUGAAAUAUGUUCAAUCGCAGGACGAGGAAUUAAAAGCCUCACAAAAAUUUAUUUUUAAAAGCAGGUCUUCUUUACAAACUGGUCAACGAUCAGUUAAUAGUUGUGCCAUUAACCCUCCAACGCGAAAUUAUUCGACAAGCAUAUGAUUUUUCAUGUGCAUUUCAUGGACAUUUUUCCGUAAAGAAAACCAAAGAAAUCGUCGCAAAGCCAUACAUUCCAAAACUCGAGGACAAGAUCAUACGGCAGAUUAGAUGUUGCAUUCCGUGUAUUAUAUCCAACAGAAAGCUUGGCAACAAAGGAGAGUUGCACACGGAGGAAGAUCAGCCACUUCAAACGUUUCACAUCGAUUUUUUGGGACCUCUUGAAUCGACUCAUAAGGCGUACAAGCACAUUCUAGCUGUCAUUGACGGAUUCACGAAAUUCUGUUGGCUGUAUCCUACAAAAUCUACAUCAUCCAAGGACGUUAUCGCAAGACUGGAGGCACAGAGAAAAAAUUUUUGGGAACCCUGUUCAAAUAAUCUCCGAUCGAGGCACAGGAUUCACGUCUCACGAAUUUAAGCAGUAUUGCGAGAACGAGAAUAUUGAACUUCAUGUAGUAACGACUGGACUUUCCAGAGCAAACGGGCAAAAAGAACGCCUAAAUGCUUAAUUUUACGUACUGCAGGAGUACACAUACGACUCCAUUUGAGUUUCUUGUAGGCGUCAAGAUGCGCACUAAAAUAGACGUCCAGCUUAGGUAAAUGAUCCAGCAAGAGUUUAUACAAAUGUUCCAGGAACAUCGUGACGAGAUACGCCAGAUUGCCAAGAAACAAAUCCUUGGUCUGCAGAACGAAAAUAGGCAUACCUAUAAUCUGAGACGUAAACCAGCAUUGACAUACAAAGUAGGCGAUCAUGUAGCUAUCAAACGCACUCAACUUGGUGGUGGACUUAAGCUAAAGCCGAAGUAUUUGGGGUCGAGAUAUACUACCUCUUGUGCAGAAUAUAUGAAGCCAUGGAUUCAAAUAUCUUCCGAGGACGUCAAUGAUCCAUUCGGGACGAAUGUUUAGAAGGAUGGCCGAGUUGUGGAAAUGGGUCUGGCAUCACUGUUCAGCCGAACACACCAUAGAUGAGUUGUGACGACGAAACGAGAUUGACGAGGAGGUGAAAAGCGAGGAGUUGAAAUCGAGAGAGAACGCUGAGAAGACUUAAAAAACUACGACGAAGAUAUAUCAAACGAUGUUAAAUUCUGCUCAAACUUACAUUAUAUUCUAAAGUAUCUUAUUCAAGCUAUACUUAGCACUAUUUUCAGUAAUAAAACUUUUAAAAAACAA